AGUAGUGAACUAAUUAUUAUAUAAUUCAUUAUAAUUAAUAAACACUUAACCUUUUAAUAUGAACAGAAAAUGCUGACGAACUACAGCGGUUUAUGGGUAAACGACUUAAACCACCAAGCGUCAGAUUUUUGACGUACAUUACGAAUUGCGAAUCUCCUGCUGAAGAAGCCAGUGAGAACGAGACCAAAGAAAUGCCUUCUAAAAUAGAUUCUUUGGCGAAGGCGAAAAAAAAUAACAUGGAGGAGAAAAAAAGGAAAGAUAAGUUACAAGAAAAACUUUUCAAAAAACUUGAAAAUAAGGAUAAUGACAUGGUAAAUGUUUCGGUUCAUGAAUGGACUCAAAAAUCUUCAAGAAUAUGCGUCCUAGAACAAGAUAAUAAAACCUUAAGAAGUCAAUUAAAGGAAAAAGAUGAAAAAAUUAAAAAGCUGGAGGAAAACUUGCGCAGGUGUCAGGAAAUUGUCGAAAACCAAUUAAGUGAAGUACUUGAGAACACAAAACAGUCUUCGCUUAAAGGAACUUCUAAUAAAAUGGAGAUAAAUGAAAUUCCGAAGGGAAAAGUGAACCUCGGGUACGGUGUACUUGUUGACGAAUUAGCACUACAAUUUCUAAAAACCAGGAGUAAAAUUUAUACACCUUCCAUUAUAGCGCGGCAGUUAGUUCUCUUGAUAUUCGACAACGAAGAAAUUAUAAAUAGCAGCAUAAGUGGCAAACAAUGCAAUUUAAACAAACAUAAAAAUUAUUCCAAUCGUCAACAGCUGAAUCAAUUAAAAUAUAUGGCUUUACGAGAUGAGUUCGAACGGAUUUUAAAAGACGUGAAGAACAUGAAAGAAGCAGACGUAGAAAAAGAACUCAGAAAAUUAAAUUUUAAUGUGGCGAAAAAAAUUAAUUAUGAAAGGGACCAACUUCUGAAGAAUGGAGAGUUUAAAGAAACAUCGACAAGUAACUUAAUUUCAAAUUUGGAAAAUGUCCAUCCUUCCACUCAAGAUUCAUUUAUUGAGUUACCAUUGUCACCUUCUGUCAGUAAUGACGAUUGUGGAAAGGAAAUUUUUUCGAAUUCUAAAAUUAUGUUACUUCCAGAAGCGAAAAACAGAGUGUCUGUCAUAAGAAGAAUAAGUGACUUUGAUAAAUUACCUAGCAAUGACAACGAAGAAUUACUUGAAGUAAGAAAUGAAUCUUAUGCUAUAAAACCAAAUGGUAAACCACAGCCUGUAAACAUUAAAGUGUUUCUACCAAAGAGAAAAAUUUUUGACUACAUGGAGGAUAACACACAAUUGCCAUAUAAAAAAUAUAAAUUGUCAGAAAUGAUGCCAUUGAUUAAUAAUAAUAUUUUCAGUUACUAAUUUUUUUAAUUUGGUAGUUAAAUUAAAGCAAUUUGUUAAAAUUACAAUUAAACAACUGUUAUUUUGUUUAAAAUUUUAAUUUCAUAAAAUUUUUCGUUUUUUAUAACUCUCUGUAGAAGAAGCCCCCUGUAAAUUUGAAAUUGAUCGGUAAAGUAGUUUCUGAAAAAUCUUGGACACCGAAAAGAAAGUAUAAAAUUUUUUUUAAAGGGAGAAAGAAUACUUUAUAACACAUUUUUAUUAUAGAAAUAUUAGAAAUCUUUUAAUUUACAAAAAUAUUUGUAAAUUAUAUUAAAUAAUUAAAAUCAAAAUCCUUAAUUUUACUUCAACGAUACUGUAUCACAAUGUUAAUCAUGAGUGUGUCCAGCAAGAAGUAAAAAAAAUUCCCUGACAUUUUCCUAACCUUCUUCCAACUUUGCUCUAAUAAAUAUUUAAUAUUAAAAAAAUGGAAAGUAUUAAAUAUUAAAGUAUUUUUAAGAUAAUAAAAACAUUUUAUUUAUUAGCAUUAUAAACUUUUUCUUUAACCGAAAAAUUUAAAAAGUUCAUAAAAAUGUUCAUUUUUAACAAAUUUUUAAAAAGUUCUCUAACUUUUAAUUAAAUUCCCUGAUAUUCCAUGACUUUUCCCUGACUAAAAAGUUUCCCUGACCGCUGGACACCCCGAUUAUUGUAAUUAUACUUUAAAAAUAUAUUGAUCGCAUUUAUUAAAAUAAUAGCUGUUUAUAUUAGUUGUAAAAACUAAUUCAUUUUAGGAA
Molecule: messenger RNA, 2089 nt
Organism: Leptopilina boulardi
Lineage: Eukaryota; Metazoa; Arthropoda; Insecta; Hymenoptera; Figitidae
Product: putative leucine-rich repeat-containing protein DDB_G0290503
Exons: 5
Coding region: 93-1340 (415 amino acids)
Source: RefSeq, a predicted model, not a curated record